Molecule: messenger RNA, 11603 nt
Organism: Rhincodon typus (whale shark)
Lineage: Eukaryota; Metazoa; Chordata; Chondrichthyes; Orectolobiformes; Rhincodontidae
Gene: brca2
Product: BRCA2 DNA repair associated
Exons: 28
Coding region: 423-11477 (3684 amino acids)
Biological process (GO): regulation of DNA-templated transcription; double-strand break repair via homologous recombination
Cellular component (GO): nucleus
Source: RefSeq, a predicted model, not a curated record
AGGAAGUUGUUGCACAAUGUUUCUACUGCGCUCAUUAAUUGGCGCAAGCGAAGGAAGCGUCCGCUCCGAUUGGCUGGUAUUGCGAUGGUGCUUGACCAAUAGUGUUUGGCAGUACGUGAGCGCGCGAAGUGGGCUGUGCAGUUGCUGGAGGCGCUGGUGAAUGUUCUGGAAAGUUGCAGCAUCUGGAGAAUUAUAACUUUAUCAUAUGAUGAUGGACAGACUUUAAACAAUCAAGACAUGAGUUACUUGCUGCAGAAUUUCCAACUUCCGAUUUAUUACUAAUCUACUUCAGUUUCUGCUCAGUGGCAACCCACCCAGGAUGAUGUUUGAGAUACAGUGAUGGAAUAUCUGAAUUUAAAAUGGGUUCCAUUUUACUGAUCUGCCAAGAGUAAUGUUCUAUUACGGUUGCAUCACUGAGCUAGAUGUUAGAACAGAAUUCGAGGAAUGCCAUGUAUGAUUUUGCAGCCUCUUGUCGAGAAGAUUUGGGACCAUUAUGUUCAAAUUGGUUUGAGGAACUUAGUUUGUUGGCAGCUUCUAACCACCUUAAACAACCUAGAAAUGACGCUCGUUGCUUUAUUUCAAGUUAUUUCAAAACACCGUGGCAGAAGCAGACUCUGCACAGCCAGCUAGAUUGUACUCCAUCAAUUUUCAGUGGUCUAACUUUAAUUACUCCGUCAGUAUCCGUGACAGAAAAAGGGAAUGAUGAAACUUGGUUGAAAGGAGUAGGAAACAGUUAUUCCUCUGUGACCCAAGGAAUUAAAACUCCAUACAAGACGAGCGGGAAUGAAACCUCAAACCCAACCUCUGAAAUUUCUACAAUAACAAGCCCUAUUCUGUUGCAUAAUACGUACAGGGCUCUACAACACCCUUACUCCAUACAAGAUGGUGGAUGUUCAUUUUUCAGCCCUCCAGUGUCAUCUGAAGUCAUGUCAAAGCAGAUUUUGGAAAGUCUUGGGGUUGAGAUGGAUCCUGACAUGUCUUGGACCAGUUCGUUAGCAACUCCUCCAUCAUUGAAUCCAACAGUCAUUAUAUGUAAAGCCAGAGAAAAUAACCUGCCUCAAGACAGGCCAAAGGAAGUACAAGUGCCUUUACUUUUACACAGCAAUUUAAAUAUACAAUGCGAUGCAUUUGCUGUUGGUCUAAACAGUAUCCAUGCAAUGUCUGUAAUUGGGGAGGAGGAAAGUGAAGAAGUGGAAGCUGUUAAUCAGAGUCAUGUGCCUGGAGAUGACCCAAACAGUUUAUCUAAUAAGAAAAGCGAUGAAGAUGAGAAGCUGUUUAUUUCUAGGACUGUCUCUGAUGAAUCAAUGCCUUUCACUGAGUCUACACAUUUGGGACUAAGAAGAGUGAAAUCCUAUUCUAGAGAGAGAAUACAAAACUCUACAGUUCGCAACUUUCAGUCAAACACUAUUAAAGCUUUAUCACCUUGCUCUACUGAUGAAAAAUGUUUGGAAUGCAUCGUGGCUGAAUCAGACUGCAAUAUGUUUUCAAAUAACUUGACUCUUAGUCCAGUUAAAGAGAGCCAUACCAAACAGAUUUUUUUGAAUGCAGAUAACUUGGUCGUCAAUUUAAACCAGAAUCCUGAUGGUCACUUACGUGACAAACGUUCAGAGAAGGAAUUAUCAGCUCAUAAUAUAACUUCUUCAUCAUCUGACUGGUCUCAGCUAAAUCUGUCAGAACUUGAUGAGAACCAUUUGAUGAAUGAAUACUCUGAUGUUGCAAAUUCUUCUACAGCUGCAUUGUGUUUGAAAAAUGUUGGUGAUCCAAAACUCAUUUCUAAUGGAGAAGCUAAUAAUCAGCAAUUGGGUAAUGCUUUAGAAGAAAACAUUGAUAAAGGAUCCAGUUCUGUGACCUGUGAAAAUAUAGUUCCAAUAUUACAGAGGCCAACCUCUCAUUCUUUAACAGGCGAAAUAACCACACCAAAGAUUAAUUUUAAUCAUUGUGCAUUUGCUUAUGAUUUCAGCACAGUUGAUGAAAGCACAAAGCAUUCUAGAGCAGAAGUGAAAGCAAGUACUCCAAAUCAUGCUCAUGGUAGAAUGCAGUUGUCAAAGCUGCCCACUUCUGAAAUUCCUUGCACAGAUUAUUAUAAAACUGAUGAUUCAACACCAGUUCAACCAUUUGUUGAGGAAUGGUUGGAUUCGAAUUCAGAAACUGGAGCAAUCAGACUUUUUCCCUUUUGCAAGAACGAAAGAACACAUAUGAAGGAGGGAAAUAACCUUGAAAAUAAAGUGAAUUCAAUACAGCCCAUAACUUCUUUGGAAGAUCAGAAAGUCAGUUUUACAGACUCCCUCAGUGAUGACAAUAUUCCCUGUCAAUCUGCUGUAGAUUCGAGAAUGCUCAGGGACGGUGUUGACUGUGUGACAUGUCCAGAUGCAGCUAAAAAUCCCUCACUGGUUCAGGAUUUGAUAAAAUGUCAAGUAAAUGAGGAAGACCUUUGGCUUUCUAGUCUGAAAGGGCGUCCAAGGAAAUUUGUUUACACUGUGCAAGAUCCUUCAAAUCAUCAAGCACAAGAGAACAUCUCUCUGGACAUAACGGAAUCGCAAAAUAAAACAGUGAUUCAGCCAACAUUAGAGCAGCGAUUCUGCAAAUUAUCUGCUCAAGAUUCUAGAAAGCGAACAGAGUCUGCGAAAGGUUUCACUUCUUCAGCUGCUUGCCGAGAAAACAAAGUGGCUACCAGUAUUGAUGAUCCUGGCAUCGAUCACUCUGAAGCAAAUGAAAACCUGCAACAGAAUCAUUGUCUUCCAAAGGAAUGUGACAGUGUAGAAAAUGGAGUAUUGCCUCAACAUUUUACUGAUGAAACUGGUGAAAAUGUAUCCAAUGCUUCAAGUAACGGCAAGAUUUGGGAUCAUUUUGUGAACAGCAAGCCUGUUUCUUGCGACAGAAGAGACGGUAGAAUUUUUGCCACAGCUUGUCACACGGUGGCUAAAACGUUAGCUUUUGAGUCUGAAGUGGUGUUGACUAAUCAUUUUGGUGCCCAGGCUGAAGGUGCUGAGGACAGUCAUGUACUUUCAGUUGUUAACUCUGUUCAGCCAGAGAGGACAUGUGUAAUUGAAAACAGUAUUAUGGAGAAUAAGGGAAGGUCCUAUUUUGAGCUUAGAUUUUCACCUUUACCUGAUGCCAAUCAAAGUCCUUUGCAUUAUAAUUGCAGUAAAACAAAACUUGGUGGAAACACCGCUAUCCAUGACAAGCCUGACAGCAAUUCUGUCUUUUUACCAACUUCUACACAAUUAUCAACCAAGAAACUAUCCUGCACUUCAAUAAUAUCUCAUACAGUAUCAUCUCAGUCCUCCUGUAUCACUAAUAUUUUGCAUAAAACAAAGAAACUUUAUGAUCUUAAAUGUAAGGGAACUUUGGAAAAAAAAGUUACUUUUUCUGAACUCUGUCAACUAAGGCCACGAGGCAAUACGGAGAUAUCAACUUCUUUGGGUAAAGAGAAACAAUUAGAGGGAAGUCUUGAUACUAACAAGGGUUUACCAAAUGAAAGGCAGCAACUUGACUCCUAUACUUGUGUAGAAGCUAAAAAGAGACAGUGUACUAUUAAUGCGGAUUUCCACACUGGUAAUAGAAAAAUUGCAGUUUUGGCAUCCACUUUGAAGAGGAGAAAACUAAUUGCUGAAAUAGACAAUGAGGCAUUCUUGACUUCUUCAAAACCUCUAUUCGUGCAGUCAUUGCCAGAAUGUGAAACAAAAUAUAUGGAAAGUGCUUUUACAGAAGGCAAGAAUAUACCAUGUUCCACUAUAUCUGCUUUUGAAAUUACUAUGAAUGAAUCUUUCAAAUUGACACCAAGAUGUAUGAAUUCUCACAAGGGAAGAAAGGAAGUUACUUCUGCCUCCAACACUGGAGCACAAUUGUAUCAGUCUCUUGAGGUUACAGAAGAAGAUAAAAAUUCAUGCAGAAUGAAAUCUCAGAGUGCACAAGGUGAGAUCAGUUCUAUGUCAGUGACAAAAGAAACUUGUACAAUUUCAGAAAACGCACACAAUCAACUGAUAUCUGGAAGUUCUGAAUCUUGUCAAGAUGGGCUCAAUUGCUUGAAACCUGUUCAACAGUGCACAGAUUUAUCUGCUGAAACCAUUUCAAAAGGAAAACUUAAAAAUGAAAACUUAGAAGUAAACUCUGCACAGGAAGUUGUUAUUCAAUGUGCCGCUUCAAAAAAUAAAUUCGGGAGUCUAGAAAGUAAUAGUCCUUUCUCUUCAGCCAAAGAGAAGAUUAAAACUAAAUCCCCUGAACCCAAAUUUACCACUGAAAAUGUUAAACAGCCCCCAUCUGCCAAUGGAGAAACAAAAAUGUUUGAUUCCUCUUUAAUCUUAUCUCAGCCAAAGUUGCUUGACAAAUGCACAUAUUUAACUGCUAGUCAAACAGAACUAACAGAAUUGUUUCGUAUGUUAGAGGAUACAGAUAACCAGUUUGAAUGUAUGCAGUUUAGUAAUCAGUCUACAGUCAAAGUAACAAGCAAAGAUACCGACCUUCUGAUUACUGAGCAUUUAGAUCAGACUUCCCCAGCUCCUAUGUUGGAAAAAUGGAAGGAUAUUAAUUUUUGUAAAAGUUUGGACAUUGAACCUUCAGUGCAGUUGGAUAACAAGUCAUGUAACUCCCAUCAGCAUGCAGAUUCCUCAAAAAUGAGCACCACACCUGAAAUCUGUCGUCGGAAUGUGGAAGAAAUACAGCAAAUGAUAGUAAAUAAACUUGCUGAUUCCUUUGCCUUGAGUAAUGAAGAGAAAGACACUGCAUCAUCUACAGUACCAAAUGUCGGUGUGAGCUGUAUGGAACUUGGCUCAGAUGUUAAAAUCAAACCGCUUGGUCAGGCAGUUCAAUCCCUGAAUGAUGAUAUGAGAUUUAAGGGGGAGUAUGGAGGAUUUUGUGCAGCAAGUGGGAAUAAAAUAAAGCUUUCUGUAGAGAGUCUGAGAAAAGCAGCAAAAAUUUUUGAGGACUUUGACAAUGAUCAAACUGCUGCUCGGAAUAAUGCAAUUAAUGGUUUUGGGUAUUUACUAGAAAAUUCUGUGACCAAGUCUGAAAAAGUAAUUGACGAUAAAUCAGAUGAUCAAAAAACUCUAAAAGCUAAUGAGUCACACCAGCUGUGUGCAGCGCUUGACUGUCAUUCUUCCGUUUACAGUAAAAAUAGUGAGAAGAUAUUAAAAAAUAGCCAUAAAAUUGAGAUCGGUGAUAAAAACCUAAGAGGUUUCCAGCCAGUGGGGUCUAGGAGGUUCGCUAAAUCGGAAGAAGCAACUCCAGAUAAAACAGUAUAUUUGACCACUGACCCAAAUGUCUUGAAAAAUUCUGACACUGAGAGCAUUGGGCAGCAGAGUACAGUUAAAAAUGCAAUUUGGGAAAAGAGCACAUGGCAGCCUUUCUACAAUGGCACAGAAGACACUGGGAACAAGGAAUUAGUUAACAGUAAAAUUGAUCCUGAAAUAAAGUGUUUCCAGACUGCAAGUGGUAAAAGAGUCACAGUGUCUAAAGGACACUUGGAUAAAGCAAAAUGUUUAUUUGAGACUGAAGAUUCCUGUAUUGAAAACUGGCAAAACUCCAAGCUACCAAUUGAAGUAGCACAAAAUGCACCUCAACAACCUGAUGAGAGUAUAAAUAUUUUACAAAGCCAUGUGGUGAAAAAUGAUACAAGUAUGCAACUCGGCGAUCAAAGAAGGAGAAGUCAGACAGAAUUAAAUGUGACAGUUUGUCCUACAUUUAUAGUUCACUCUGAGAGCAAUAUUUCUGAAACUAAUUCCAUUCAAAAUAGUUCCCUGUUUGCUGCUCCAGACACUGGUAUGAAAGGAUUUCAAACUGCUAGUGGUAAGUUAGUUCCUGUAUGCAAAGCAUCUCUUGAUAAAGCAAAAGUUCUAUUUGCUGAGGAGGACAUAUUGCAUAAACCUAUAACAUGUUCUGGUGAAACAUUUUCCGUUGUGUCUGCUUGUCCACAUACUGGUUCACCAGUAAUUCAGAGUGAAAAGAAGAAACAGUUGAUGAAUGCCCACAGUCCUGAACUGCUUCACCUUAUGAAUUCUAAAAGUGAAUUGCAUCAAUUUUCUUUUCAAAGCAAACCGAUGUCUGAGCAUUUGGAUCUGUCCAACAGUACAGAAACGAGAGGUUUCCAGACUGCUAGUGGUAAAAGAGUUAAUGUGUCAGAAAUGGCCUUAAGUAAAGGAAGGGCUUUGUUUGUUGAAGAGGAUUUUGAUAAAUUGGGAAUUCAAGAUGAUUUAAUGUCAUCUGCAGACAAUAAAAAAAUGCUUUCUGAGGAAAAUAUUUUAAAUGAUAGAGAAGCUAACCUUCCACAGAGGUUAAAUAUGAUUAACCGGAUAACUGUUCUUCCAGUUAAGCAAUCGUUAGGGUUCUACACUGCAAAUGGUGACGUUGUUUCAGUAAGUGAGACAAAUUUGAAAAAUAUACACGACAAAUGUUCAGUUGAUGAGCCUGGGGACAGCAAAAUUUCAACUUCAGAUCAAGACGAUUUUCAUGUAUUUGAGCCUUCUCAACAAUUUUUUAGUACUGGAUCUAUUGCUUUCGGCACAGCAAGUGGCAAGUCUGUAAGUGUUUCAGAAGAAUCUUUGAAGAAAUGCAAACACUUACUUAAUGAUGUGGGAGUUAAUGAAAAAUUUAAGAUUAUGGACAAUGGUGUAAACUCCAAGGAAAACAAACUUUCUGAAGAAACAUGGAAUCUAGACACUUCCAGCAAAAAGACACCUCUUGGGUUCAGCACAGCAAGCGGAAAAUCUGUUUUUGUUUCUGAUGAUGCACUUCAGAAAGUUAAGCAUAUGUUACAAGAAUUUGUCAGUAGUGAUUCUUCUACUGUUAGCUCAAAAACUGCAUUUUGCAAAAAACCUCAGAUUCUGUUAACAUCUACCUGUUCUUCUUCAUUGUUCUUUAAUACUGCUAUGAGCAGGGAACAAAUGUGUGAAGAAGAAAGUUCAGAAUUGAUUCAUAAAUUAUCAAAUAAUGCUGCAGGGAAUGUUUCAGUAUUGCAAAAUUCUCCCCAGGUAGAGUUAAGUGAAAGGGAGAUCAAUAGAUCAACAAGCAGUUUAGCAGAUUAUUCAAAGAAGAGUGUUUUCAUGUCUGGAUUUCAAACUGCUAAAGGGAAAAGAGUAAUGGUAGAAGAAAGUAGUUUAGCUGCAGCAAGUAUGCAUUUAGAUUCAGUUGAAAAUGAAGAAUUGGGUCAUUCUGCUGAGAGAGUUAAUAUGGUCACUGGAAGUAGAAUUAAAUCAACAUCUAACAUGAGCAGUGAAUCUGCACAUAUAGCACAUGCUUUGAAUUGCAAUCAUGGCAUGUAUCCCAAAAUGCUGGAAAACAACAUGGCAAAAAUGGCUGUGGAGGGGUCAAACGCUCUGAUAGAAGAUGAUAAACGUUUUGAUACUACACCUCGCAAGUCCUUUCGAACAACCUAUGACUGUGCCAAUCAAUCCAUUAGACCAGACUUAAGAACAGGAAAAAGACUUCGAUCAGAAGGAAAGACUACAACGGAGGAACCUCUACCAAAAAGGCAGCUGCUGUCUGAAUUUAACAGAACUAUACAUAGUAAUCACAAAGUUGAAUUCAAGCCUUUACUAUGUAAUCCUGAAGGAGUACUUUGUGACCGAAGGAAAUUCAUGUAUAUUGUCCCAAUGAAGUCUGUUGCUUGUGGUCUAUCUAUAGACAAAAGUGUUUCAAACAGAAUUCAUCAGCAGUCAAUUUCUCCCAAUGUCACGUUCCCAGUCCAAGAAAACUCAAUUCAGCGCAGUUUGUGCCUUCAACAUGAAGUCAGUUCACUGAAAGGACAACAAGCAGUAUUCAAACCUCCAUUCCAAAGAUACUCAAGUAAUUACAUUAAGAAGAACAGCAGUGGACAUACUCCAUCAAAGCCAGCAAAGGUUUUUGUCCCACCAUUCAAAACUGUUCCAAAAUCAAGUCAAAUGGAAAGCCAAGAUAAUGUGAACAUUACCAAUUCUUCAGUCCCAGCUGAAAUUGGGAUUUCAGCGACGACAAUGAAUCCCAAUAAACUUUUGCAAGAUGAUGGCAUAUUAAAAGAUGAUUCAGUACUAGUUAGCAAUGUUCAAGACGAACUCCAGUCAGUGUCUGAUACUUCAGAAGAACUUAAAGCUGCUGCUGAAGAUAUCUCUAGGAUUGUUCAGAAUUGGGGAUGUGCAAGGGAGCUGCAGGAAAUGAGGUUAAUAAAGAAGCAAAAGCAAGUUAUUCGUCCACAGCCAGGGAGUUUGUACAGGAUUAAAAGUUCUGGUGGAACAAGACUAACCCUGCACUCAGCAGUUGAAGGGAAAGUUCCAACUUCUUUCACAGAAGAGCAGCUGUACAUUUAUGGAGUCAGCAGAGGUACUUUGAAGGUACGAGCAGAAAAUGCAGAAUCAUUUCAGAUCAACAGUCGAGAAUUCUUCAGUGAAGAACUGGUUAAAACCGGAAAUGGAAUGCAGCUUGCUGAUGGUGGUUGGCUUGUACCUAACAACAAUGGAAUGGCAGGAAAAUGUGAAUUUUACAGAGCUCUUUUAGAUUCUCCUGGUGUAGAUCCCAGAUUAAUCAGUGAAGCUUGGGCUUACAACCAUUAUAAGUGGUUAGUGUGGAAAUUUGCAGCGAUGGAGACAGCGUUCCCCAAAGAGUUUGGUGGCAGGUGCCUGACACCAGAAACAAUUCUUCUGCAUCUUAAAUACAGGUAUGAUGUAGAGAUUGAUAAGUGUCGUCGAUCUGCUUUGAAGAAAAUUAUGGAAAGGGAUGAUGUGCCAGCAAAAACACUUGUGGUUUGUGUUUCUAAGAUAAUAUCAAUGGGAGUAAAAUCAUCCCAAAGUAACCUGGAUCUUGAUGAUACAAUUAAACAGUCUAAAACUGUAUCUGAGAAGUGUGUCAUAGAAGCAAAGAAGGAUAUGCGCUUGGGAGUUGUUGAAGUCACUGAUGGCUGGUAUGGAAUUAAGGCCCUUCUGGAUCUUCCACUCACAUCACUUUUGCAGAAAAGAAGACUUGUAGUUGGUCAAAAGAUUGUUGUCCAUGGGGCAGAACUUAUUGGGUCACAGGAUGCUUGUACACCUCUGGAAGCUCCAGAAUCACUCAUGAUAAAGAUUUCAGCCAAUGGUACCAGACCAGCUCGAUGGUAUGCUAAGCUAGGAUUUCAUCGUAAUCCUCGACCUUUCCCAUUACCAAUAUCUUCCCUGUUUAAUGAAGGUGGAAUGGUUGGUUGUGUUGAUGUGAUUGUUGUUCGAAUUUAUCCUGUACAGUGGAUGGAAAAGAAAUCCAACGGAACAUACAUAUUCCGGAAGGAACGGGCUGAAGAACGAGAGGCUUGGAUACAUUAUGAAAAUCAGCAGAGAGAGCUGGAACUGUUGUAUGCCAAAACUGAGGCUGAACUGCAGGAACAAUAUCGAGUUGACGAAAAGAAAAAGAGAGAACGCAAAGUGCAGAAGUUAAGUGACCAACAGAUCAUGAUGCUUCAGGAUGGUGUAGAUUUGUAUGAAGCAAUUCAGAAUUCUUCAGAUCCAUUAUCUGUUGAGGGCUAUUUAAAUGAACAACAGUUGAGAGCCCUGAAUAACUAUAGACAAUUGUUGAACGAACAAAAACAAGCCCAGAUCGAGGCCGAGUUCAAAAAAGCGUUAGAAAGUGCUCAACGUGAAAACAGCUACACAAAAAGGGAUGUUAGUCCUGUGUGGAAACUCAGCGUUGUGGACUACAAAAAUCAGAACAGUAAUGCAGUUUACAUGUUAAAUAUCUGGCGCCCAGUUGCUGAACUACAUUGCCUCCUGAUGGAGGGUUCAAGGUAUCAUAUCCAUUAUUUGACAACCUCAUCAUACAAGAAUCGGUUAAACCAUGCUGAUUUGCAGUUGACUGCUACAAAGAAAACUAGAUACCGACAACUGCAGCCAUCUCCCGAAGUGUUGGGAAAACUCUAUCAACCUAGGCAGGCAGUGACCUAUGGAAUGCUCCUUGAUCCAUUCUUUAGAGCCUUCUGCAAAGAGGUGGACCUAGCAGGAUAUGUGAUCCACGUUUUGGGAAAAUCAGAUGCACCUACAACUGUGUACCUGGCUGACGAGAAUCAGGAUCUGGUGGCUGUAAAGAUUUGGGGAGGUUUAAGUCAGCUGGCUUUGGAAGAUAUCAUCAAACCAGGUGUCUUAGUUGGUGCAAGCAAUUUACAGUGGACAUCAAGUAGUUACAUGGGUAUUCCUAUACUAUCCACUGGGGAUCUUUCCAAUUUCUCUGCAAAUCCAAAAGAAGGACAUCUGCGGAAAAAGUACACUGAACUAAAACUUUCUGUGCAGAAUCUACAAAGUUUCAUUAAGAAUACUGAGGAAAGGGUGAUGACUGUGCUUGAAACAGUAAAUGCUCUAAGGACAUCCAGAGAGUUUGGUUCUGACCUACUUACUCCUACUCAAAGGAAAACGGGCUUUGUUCCAGUUAGUAGCACUCCGCUUUCUCCAUCUAAUUCUGAAAGCAAGCCACAGAUACUUCCAGCAUCAGUAGAACUUGCAUCCAGACCUGCAUUGUGUAGUACAAAAACAACAUCUGAUGAUUCGCUUGCAAAUUUGAAGAAGAAAAAACUUAGUCUUUUGUCUCGGAUUCCUUCUCCUGCCCCUUUGUCUCCUCUUUGCAAUUCUGUUUCACCAGCUGUACAGAAAGGAUUUAAACCACCCAGGAGAUGUAUUACCCCUCAAAGCCAUGAAGAAACAAUUCAAACUGGAACUAAUAAACUUUCCUCUUUGAAGAGAGCUGCAGUUUCCAAAAUAGCAGAUGAUAAUUGGGUCACGGAUGAAGAACUUGCAAUGAUAAACACUCAGGCACUUCGUGAAGGUUGGGAAAAUGGGCACAGUGAAAAUGAGGAAGGAAAGGUUACUAAGGGACAAAUUAUCAUUCCAAAGGGUAUUACCUUUUUAUCUGACACUGUUAAAAGUCACCUUGAUAUUAAUCUCGGGUCUCAAACUUCAAAGGUAGCUGAAGACAACUGGGUUACAGAUGAGGAACUUGCAAUGAUAAAUACACAGGCACUUUUUGAAGGUUGCGCUAAUGAGAGCAAUCAAAGGGACCGAGGAAAGGUUCAAAAAUCGCAAAUUGUCAAUACUAUAAACCUUGCUUUAUUGUCACAAAAUGGUGAAUUUAGGAGCAAAGUUUCCAAGAUUGUUGAUAAUUGGGUUGCAGAUGAAGAACUUGCAAUGAUAAAUAGUCAAGUGCCUUGUGAAGGUUUUGUUAAUGGGAGCUGUGAAAAUAACAAGGACUCAUGUGAAAAGGUACAAGCUGUCAGUUCUAAUGACUCUACAUCUUUGCAGCAAAAUGAUGAAAUACCUCUUGAAUGUGAAUUUGAGACUAUCGUUGCUUUGCCAAAUCCAAGUUCGUCUAUUGUCUCGCAGUCCAAACGAAGGCGCACAAAUGAAACUAAUAUGGGAAAUUCAAAUGAAGACACUUGUUCUUCUUUCAGACUGACUGUCCCUACACAAAACAAUGGCAGUGACAAAGUUGAAGCUCAGGUUGAGGAUGAUUUACAAAACAAACAGGUUUUGCCUCAUAAACGGCAUAGGAAUAGCAAAUGAAAAUUGAAGUUUUUUUCCACUACAUUUAGAGUACAUAUUGUUGAGGACUGAAUAUUCUAUUUAAAGUAGAGGUAUGCAUUGUUGGUGUUCCCAACAUUAGUACUUCUAAAAGGUUUGUAAAUGCAA